Messenger RNA from Aureobasidium subglaciale EXF-2481, 300 nucleotides. RefSeq lists its product as uncharacterized. The record is from RefSeq and is a predicted model, not a curated record. NCBI's taxonomy places the organism in Eukaryota, Fungi, Ascomycota, Dothideomycetes, Dothideales, Saccotheciaceae. The transcript has a single exon. The coding region runs from base 1 to 300 and encodes 99 amino acids.
AUGAGGUCACCAAAGGUGGCUUUCGAGGCAGUGAGAGUCGCAGACAAGGCAGCUGCCGAGAAAGGCGCCACCGAAAUUGAGAUGUACCAUUACGACGUGGCAGUUGGCGAUCCAUUGAAGGUAGUUGAAUAUCAUUGGUCACCCACUGACCCUCUGCUUGUCUUUGCAUAUCACCGUUUGGUAGGUGAUGGGUGGACUACCGAACAUGCGUUCGUGGAAGUUGGUCAAAUAUAUCAGGGCAUGGAGCUCGAAUCGCCUCAGAGCUAUGCCGAUUUGCCCUUUGUCAGAGAAAGGGGCUAG